UGUGAUAAAGAACGUGUAACCUUUUUACAACUUUUAAUUGUAUCUGAAUCAGCAGCAUUGAGUGUAGUAAGUUAAGAAAAUUGAUUUAUUCAGUCUUCCAAAACAAUGUUUUCUGUCCAGUGCUGUUUUAGCACCUGCAGUCCUCCCCAGUGGCAUCCCGUGAAAUUAGCGUAGAGCUCCUUUCAUUGUAUGCUAUGCCUGUUAGCUGGGCAGCUAUGGAAGUGAAGAGAGAUUACAGUGAAAUUCCAGUAUAGCUGAAAAAUUAAUAAGAUGUAACAAAUCCUACUGAAUUGUGGACCAGGAAGAAUAUAUUUAAGGCUUUUCCAGUAUGCAUAAGAUGGACACCCUGACCAAAGUACAGUCAUUUGAUUGGUACAAGCUGAUUAUGGGGAUCCAGGCACAACUGUAGAAAAUGAGAAGGACAGAGAUCCAGUUAAUAAGUAAUUCCUGGCCAUAAUGCAGGUUUGAACAAACAGUACAGUCCUGCAACAGUAAGGACAGUAUCUCAGCCUAAACACUCUCCAGCGUAUUACUUCUUCCUCUCACCAAGAAGAAAAUGAAAAACAAGACGAGCUUUCUCCAGCAAGGAGGAGAAGCAUGUCCUUCCAGGUGUCUGGAUAACAGUGCGUUCGGACAACAGAGACUACCAGCUUGGAAGCCCCAGCUUACCAUCAUGGCUGUGCUCUCCACCUUCUUUCUCACAGGCAUGUUCUGCUUCUCUGUGGGAGUCUGCCUCAUAUUGUCUGCAAACAGCAUCAGAGAAAUCCAGAUUGAUUAUUCAGAUAAAUGCUCAGAUUGUUCAAAACCUGAAAAUUCAUCUAAUUAGAAUAAGGAAUGCCGCUGUUCUGUUAAUUUCACGCUAAAGGAAGAUAUAUUGGGUGAUGUUUUUAUGUAGUAUGGGCUCCAAAACUUCUACCAAAAUCACCGUCGAUAUGUGAUAUCAAGAAGUGAUGCACAAUUGUUGGGUCGAAAUGUAAAUAUUGAGAAUAGUUACUGCAUGCCCUUCACAACCUACCAAAAUGGGACAGCCAUGGCUCCAUGCGGCGCUACUGCCAACAGCAUGUUCAAUGAUACUGUUGAUCUUUUUUACAAUCUUAACUCAUCUGUUAUUCAAGUACCACUGCUGAAGACUGGAAACAGCUGGUGGACAGAUAAAAAUGUGAAAUUUUGCAAUCCAAAAUCAUACAAUCUCUCUUCUGCAUUUCCAGGGACAUCAAGACCUCCUUACUGGCAGAAGCCAGUAUAUUUUUUAGACGAGGAAGAUGAAAAGAACGGUUACAUAAAUGACGACUUCAUUAUCUGGAUGCGAGUGUCAGCCUUUGCUACCUUCAGAAAUCUUUAUCAUUGUGUCAGACGGAUAAGGCAGUUUACAGAUGGCCUCCCAGUGGGGAAUUACACUUUUCAUAUUUCUUACAAUUUCCCUGUUACCAAAUUCAAGGCAAGGAAGCAUGUGAUUCUUUCAACUGUGGUAUGGAGUGGAGGAAGUAACCCAUUCCUGGGAAUUGCCUAUGUGGUUUCUGGAGCAGCAACCCUGGCAGGUUUUGUCACAACUGCUACCCACUUAAAGCUCAGAAAACAGAAAUCAUACUUUCAGUAG
This is a messenger RNA of Pezoporus occidentalis (night parrot), 1597 nucleotides long. Its product is annotated as cell cycle control protein 50C-like. NCBI's taxonomy places the organism in Eukaryota, Metazoa, Chordata, Aves, Psittaciformes, Psittacidae. The record is from RefSeq and is a predicted model, not a curated record. Gene Ontology annotation, cellular component: Golgi apparatus; endoplasmic reticulum; plasma membrane.